GCCAGUUUUAGCACACAAAACGUGUUCGUCUUAUUACCUUUGUGUUGCACGAUCCACUUCGGAGCGUAUUAGUUUUUGCCUACCUUAUUUUUGGACUUGCCAUUUUUUUUUUGAAGCUUGCUUCUGUAACUUUUUGGCGCCCCUUAUUCUUGUUGCUCCUCAUAUCCUGCUAAAAAUACAAGGACGCCCACAUACCCCUCUUCCAGCGAGUGACCUUUUUCUCACUUUAUUCUCCAUAUAUACAUAACUUUUUUUUACACAUAUACUCUGACUCAUCCGCAUUCCGCACAAUCCCAGAUAAACAUCCUCAUAUACACAUAAACGACAAAGGAUGACCGCCAAUUUGGACAUUCUUUCCACCGAUCCAUCGUCCAAAGUCCAGUCUAUCCCAUUUCCGGAAACCGCUCUCGAUAGCUCUUUUACCCAUCCUUCCUCAACGCCAUUCCCAACUUUGACAGUCGCACCAGAGUAUCGGCAUCUACGGACAGAAACCUUCCUUCGCUGGGUCAAUGCACGCUUGAACGUCGACCCGCCCAUCACUUCUCUUUGCCAACUCGUGCAAAGUGACGCCUUGUUAUCCUUUGUAUCAAUACUAUCGAAUGUCGAUAUACCCGUCUCCAAUGAAAAACCACCUGUGCUUCGAUUGCUCGAUAUGCUGUGCGCUUGGUUAGACGUUUCGAGCCUUCCGCUGCAUAUUCAAGACGACGCUUUACUCCAUGGAGACCCAGAACAGCUGAUGACCCUAUUAUGUUUCAUAGCAACUCAAUAUCAAUCAUAUACCCUCUAUUCUUUAGCAAAAGAACCAUCUGCAUAUAUCAAUUCCCAUAUUCAUUCGCAUCAUACGCUUCCCGCUACAUCAGAAACGAGCGAACAGAUCAUCCUUGGUUGGACUCGAACUAUUCUAAAAGACUAUGUUGAUGCAUCCAUUUUACCGCCUGUAACAGACUGUGCCGAUUCCUGGCAAGAUGGCUUGUAUUUCCUGGCAUUAGUACACUAUCAUGACCCAUCGCUCGUCGUCAAUUUCUAUGACUUUCUCUAUUCGCACGAUAAGCAUCAUCGACCACAAUGGAAUCGGACGCUCACGACUGCAUUCGAUCUCGCUCAAACUGCUUUUCAGAUCCCCAUCUUACUCGACCCUCAUCUGUUGACCGAGCGUCCGUCCGUCGACAAAGAAUGCAUUCUCAUCUAUCUUGCCGAAUUCAUUCGUGCCGUCAGUUCCUUACAGUUAUCGGAUCAUGUGAAAAAACGACGCCUUAAAGAUAUCGAGCGACUAAAGCAAAGUCAAUUCUCUCCCCGACUCGAAAACUCUUCCUCCACACCUUCAUUGUGCAGUGCUGGCUCCGAUACUGCGGAUGAACCAUUCACAACCUCGACCACGCGGACCUCGACCUAUACCGUCCAACAACUACGUAUCACCAAAACCACCACCAUGAAAUUUGCAGACGGGACGGAUGUCCCGGUCGAACUGGAAGAAUUCGAGACGCGGGCCGCUGCCGCCAUGGACAAAAUUACCGCAUUUCAAAAUCGACUUGACAUUAUCGUACCCACACGUUCGUCCAGUUAUCACCCCAUGCCGUCUUCCACCACCCCUGAAGGUCAUGCAUCGCCAUUCAGUGAUCUGGAAAUGACCAGCCCCACACGAUCCGCCACCGAAUCAGAUGAACACCAUACACGCGCUUUACAUCCACUGCACGCCGCUAGCGAAGAUCUGUCGACGUAUGACACCAAUCUCAAAGCUUGUCAAGCCGCGUUUCAAGCUUUUAUGGAUUUUGAUUUAGCAGCGUUUCAUCAUUAUGCCAGUAAUGAACUUGACACGCCUUGGUGUGACGACGAACGGGUCCUUGCGCGGAAAGACCAGAUCCAACGAUCUAUGGAUGCUUUACGUACGAAAUUCGACGAAAGCGAACAUCAUCUGGAACUGUUCCGACGCGGAUUCUCUUUUGCGCAGUAUUGCACCAUGAUUCGCAACGAACUCGAUGUCAUCCAAACCAAUAUGGUGAAAUCGAUUACUACCGACACCGACAUUCAAGACCUGGAACACCGUAUUGAGAGGACUUCCGGCAUGAUUGAAACCAUUAAAACGACCUUCUCCGAUCUGUUACUCAGUUAUGCCGAUGGAGACAGUCAAGCAUUGAUAAAGUCCGGUGCAUUGCCCAAGGACGAUGCUUAUCAAACUCGUUUUGAUGCCAUCGUUCAGAAAAACGAACUCGUCCGUACCUGGGUGGAAGAGGUACGUAUCUGGUUCGCGGAAGCCGAACGAAUUCGACAAUGGAUUGGUAUUCGCAUCGAACAACUCGGAGAAACGGUUCUUCCGGACCCCUUGAGUGGUGGCGAACUUCAAAUUCUCGGCAACGACAUUGACGUGUGGAAUGCAAAGCACGCGGUUCUGGAAAAAGAAAUCGAAGCUUUUGACAAGGAAGAUAUGGCCCGGCUGCGUGCUCAUGUGAAAGCAUUAACCGGUGGUGGAAGACCCGACAAAGAUCUUAGCCCGGCCGACACUACGACCAUCGAAAUUACGUUGACCACACUCACCACGUUGGAUAAACUCAUGCAUUCGCUUCGAGACAAGACCUAUGUUUUGCAAGUGUUAACGCGACGCACAGCUUGGGAAAAAGAAUACCAAAAAGCAAUGGCGUGGUUAACGGAUACCGAUAAAGAGCUCGACGAGUUUCUCAACGGCGAUGCGCGUUGGCAAACAGUGGAAGAAGAAGCUUCAGCCGCGGAGAUUCCCAAAAGAGAACGGCUCAUGGCCAAGGAGAAGCAAAAAGAACGCAUCAUUCAACAACUGCUUGCGCUCGAACGAAAAAUGACCGAAUUUGAUCAGGGACAAUUCACAACGACCGUGAAUCUGUUCCAAGACUUGGACGAUACCGCCAACAUUGAUUUACCCGAUCAUCUUGAGGGCCGACAGUCGCACUGUGAGCAAUUGUUUGAGGACCUUUUGAAACGGCGCACAUUUGCUCGUCAAGUAGUCGAACAACGCUUGAAUGUGAUGGAUUUUCUGUACCAGGUGGAUCUCGUUAAAACGGAUGCAAUGCAGUUACAAUCCGAUCUCCAAGAAGCGCAGCAUCACGUUCGGCCGGAAGAUAAUGAUCACGAGAUGACCAAUCGGGUGCAAACCAUGCAUGAAAAGAUUGUACAACUGUUGACCGCUGUGGCCAGCCGCAUACCUUACCCAAGUCCGCAAAUGGAAAUCGAUAAAGAAAGUAACGACGCGGCCAAUCAAGAUAUUCACACCUUCAUUGACGGACAGCGAACCGAUCUCAUCUUACUCAGUGAAAGGUUGGAACAACAAUUGGAAGAACUACGCAAGGCCCUGCAACUUCAUCGACGCGCGAAGCAACUCAAAGACGAUGCCAUGCGACUCGCCGAAUGGGCAGAUGAACGCGUGACUCAUGUGCGAAAAGCCAGGGUCGAUGCGGGAACCGAUGCCAGCACGUUUAACAUUGACGAACUCCAGCGUCUCGAACAAGAUCGGACAAACCUAUUAGACAAGUUGGGCGGUGGAAAAGAAGAUGAAGCCGUUGACCUAAUUACCAAUAUCCACCUUCUGCUCGAAAGCAGCCGCGCUUUGGAAAAUGGUGAUUCGAUCGACUGCGACAGUUUGAAGGAAGCCUCCGAUUACCUUUCCAACGUCUUUGAUCGCUUACAUCAAGUACUCGACGAUCAUGGUCAUGAUCUGCAAGCGCUUCGCAAAAAAAUGGAAGAUGACAACACCUAUUUUGAAAAUGCGAAAACAUUGCGUGCCUCCGUCAACGAAAUACGAACAUCCAUACCUGGAUUGAAACAAAGCUGCGGGUUCAUGACCGGACAAUCGGAAGAACAAGAUCGCCAUCGUUACGAAAUGCUGAUCAAUGCGCUGCAAAGGUUGGAUACUACGUUUGAAAGUCAGCAGCAACAAUUCAAUGAGCUUUACGAACAUUUCCAUGCCAUGGAACCCGACAAGAUUGAAAACAUUGAAGAAACUCGGGAAAUGCAGCAGCAACUCCACAAGGACUGGUCGCAACUGAAAGAGGAAAUGGACGAUUUUCACCGAUUUAGCGACACGGUCAAACAGUGGUACGAUCGUCAACGACGUCUCAGCCGGGUGGAGAAUGACCUACUUGCAGGCUUGAACGAUGAAAUUGCUGCCCUAGCACAAAAAGGCUGGAACGAGGAGCAAUUGCAGUCUGUGGAAGAAAAGCUACAGAACGUAUUCAAUAUGCUCGUGGAAACCGAUGCCGAACUUCGGCAGGCCGACACGAAAGAAGAUCCCUUACAUACCGCGAACUAUUCUUGUGCUCGUGAUCGUCAUGCAGGAUUGAUGGCGAAAGCUCAAACGGUCGAAGCCAAUUUGCAAGCUCUGAAGAAAGACGCCAACAAAGCUCUCGCAUUCAGCAUGUACUUGGGUCGGGCCGAAGCCUUGUUGGCUCAAGUGCAAGAGCAAAAAGAAGCCUCCGCCCAACGUUUAGCACAUCACGGUAGCACCAAUUUCGCCGUAGCCGAUCCCGCUCAAUUAGAGACAAUCCAAAAAAAUAUACAGGCGGAUAUCACUCAAGGUGAAGCCAUCAAGGAGUCGCUUCGUCAUGAAAACAAGUUACUCUGGGAAGAAGCAGGCAAACUUCAGAUGCAAGGUUACGAAAGCCGAUCCGUGCAAGAGCCAGCCGAACGGGUGGAUGAGAAUCUGGCGCAGUUAGCUAACGCUUUUAUGGCGGAAAAGCGUCAAGCCGCUUUUCUACGCAAACUGCAGAUUCAUGCCAAGGCCGCCAAUGACCUUUCCAGUUGGAUCAGUCAAUGCAGGAACGCAGUCUUGCAACUCCCCACGGACGUGUGUAUUGCAGAAGAGGCAGACAUCCGAGCGGAAUUGGAAGGGCUGGAACAUAAGAUGGCGGAGAUCAUGCCUACGAUUCAGGCAUUUCAAGCCAUGGAAGCACGCAUUACAAGCAAGGAAGGGCAGUUGAUUGAUCUGAGCAGUGUUGGCAUGGAAGCGAAGGAAAUUCAACUGGCGCUCAAGGCGAAGGAAGAUACCGUACUUCAACAAUGGAAUGAUUUACGCAAGCAAUUGGACCAAGCGAAACUGUCGUUGGACCAAUCAAGAUGUGGGGUAGAAAUUGCCAGAAAGGUGAAGGGAAUCCUCACGCUUGUAGGUGAUCUCAAACGCCGGGCCAACAAUGUGGAGAUUUGCAGUGCCAUGGCCGAUGAGGAAGCCAAGAUUGACGUCAAAAUCAUUACGAGCUGUCCACUGGCAAUGAUGCCAACCGAACGAGAAUCGGCUGCCGCCAAAUCCGCGCUGGACAUUUUGGAUCAUGAUAUUGAGCAACAUUUGCAAGUGGCAAUCGAUGAUUUGGACAUUAUGCUGAAACGGAACAGCGACACGGCCAAAAUCUUUGAGGGACAACGAGCAGAAAUCACGGAAGCCGUCCGUGGAUUGACUGACAUUAUGAAAGCCAAGCGACAGGCAAUCGGUAAAGCGGAACGGAUGGAAGGAUUCCUAACGGUGGUGGAGGAACUGGAAGUUUUACUCUCGGCCUUAUCCGAAGUGGUGGAUCGUGCUUCUCCUGAACACGCAAGAAUGUCGGCAGACCUGUACAGCCGGGCGGACCUUCAAGCCAUGUUGAUCGAUUUGGAUACACGAUACCGUUACUACGAGCCUAAAAUCAAUGAAUUGAUGGAUGAAGCACAAGGAGUCGCACAAAAUCUACUGGAUGAUCGACGUGUGAAAGAAUGCUUGAAAGAACUAGCAGAAAAGUGGACUCAAUUGCAAGCAGAAGCGGCGGCGAAAAAGGCGGACUUAUUGGCUCGCAUCGGACCUCUGCAGAAUCCGUAUCAUCCGCUGCAAGCCCAUUUGGUGGGACUACAAGAGCGAGGACAAAAAGCGAGUGAAGACGCCGCAAAACGUGGAAAGACGGGCUUGCAGGGUCAGGCGCCUCGUCCACAACCUGUGCAAUCCACGCCACGGCUGAUUGGGCGUACAAACAACGCAAGAGCAACAACCCCAGCAACACCAACGCAGCGUGUACGAACAAUAACAGGUGUUUCACCGAUUGCGCGACGUGUGGCAGCUCGAUCCGUGGCAGCACAACGUCAGCGGGCCAUGACCAAGACACCAGAAGCGUAUGUUGCCGAUCCGAAGAAUGAUCUCGAUGUUGCUUUGGGAAGCAUCGUAAAUGACUCACCCUACAAAGUGCGAGUCAAGAUGGUGCCGGGAGAAGUAGGAAAAUAUUGGUUUGGUGACACCAAUCCGAAACUUGCUUAUUGUCGGAUCUUAAGAAGUCGGAUGGUCAUGGUUCGUGUCGGCGGCGGAUGGGUUGAAUUGUCCCAGUUCUUGCACGACCAUGCAUUACUGGAAGGAGGAAAGUUUGUACCACGGAAUACGGAUGGUGGAAACGGUCAGGGCCAUAUCCGCGAAGGUUUCUUACACACGAAUCGCGCCACUUCACCAGGUGGUGUGGUGACCAUCCGUGGUGGUGGUGGUGGCAGAACAAAUGGAACGGCCUCACCUAUCAUGCGUGAGUCACGAUCGACACCAUACCACCGUGGCCUGUCUCCCAUCUCCUUUGCGGGCGGUCAUCACGGUAUCAAGAACGGAAAUAAAUUCCUCGUUACAGAUGGCGAAGGAAAUCAAGUAGAAGUAAAAAUGACCAAGGCCAAAACCAAAGACUCCAAAUUCAUCACUCCAUGGCGAACCAACUGAUCAAACCCCAUUGUUUUAUACGCGAAAUUAUCUAUUGAUUCCCUAUUCUUGUCUUUGUUUCAUGUGUACAUAAAGUUUUUCAAAAAAAAAAAAAAAGUCUUUGCUGUGUAAUGCGCCGAAUUUAG
Messenger RNA from Radiomyces spectabilis, 6798 nucleotides. RefSeq lists its product as uncharacterized. The transcript is spliced from 2 exons. Gene Ontology annotation, cellular component: cell projection; cell junction; plasma membrane. The coding region runs from base 332 to 6673 and encodes 2113 amino acids. The record is from RefSeq and is a predicted model, not a curated record. Lineage: Eukaryota; Fungi; Mucoromycota; Mucoromycetes; Mucorales; Radiomycetaceae. Gene Ontology annotation, molecular function: actin filament binding; microtubule binding. Gene Ontology annotation, biological process: actin cytoskeleton organization.